AUGGCAGAUGCGUGCGUGGUCCCUUGUUCAUCUACUUUGAAGAGGAGGGAGAGCCAGGGGGAGCUGAGAACCCUCGGCGGUGUGAUCUUCUCGUUGGAGGUAGCGUAUCAGGAGAAGGAGCGUCGGCACUCGCCGGACGCUUGCUUCCUCUGCGAGAGGCCCCUCAGGGCCUUCGGCGACGUCUUCAUGUACCAGGGGGACAAACCUUUCUGCAGCGAGGACUGCCGCCAGGAGCAGAUCGACCUUGACGACGCGAGGGACAGAGAAGCCCGGUACCGGCAGAGAAGGAACCACCGCCGCGUCGCCACAGGGGAGGCGACACCGCAGUCGGCCGAUCUGCCGAGCAUCCGGCAUACUCUAGCCACCGAGGCUAUCGUUGCUGGCUAG
Messenger RNA from Spirodela intermedia, 387 nucleotides. The record is from the annotation of a GenBank genome assembly. Lineage: Eukaryota; Viridiplantae; Streptophyta; Magnoliopsida; Alismatales; Araceae.